AUGAUGGGCUCGCCUGUGGCUACCGUCUUUGGUCCUCUCUCCUCGUUUAUCCCCGGGAAUCCGCUCAUCGUCGGCAAUGCCCCGUUUGCCCAACAGGCCAUCGGCGGGCCGCGGCUACAGGAUGCGCCUGCCUUUCCGCUCCUCCUCUCCACCGUUGUCAUUGCUGCGGCGCCCAACAGCUCCAUCAGUUCGACAAAGGUGUACGCUGUGACGCUCCAGGCCCCGCUGCCUGCUCCACCCUCGGUCACACUCCUCUACUCGUUCAGUGGCGAUGUCAAUGAGUGGAUCUCCACCACUGUCCUCGACACCACCGCUGUGGUGGCCAUCGGAGGCACCACGCCGUACGUCCUCUCGUCGCCGCUCAACCCGACCCCGUUUGCGCUCACUCCAGUCCUCCCGCAGGCGCCAUCGAGUGGCACCCAGUUCAACACUCUGGUCUCCGGCGACCUCAACGGCGACGGCCUCGACGACUUUGUCGCCGGCGGAUCCUCAACCAACUUUGCCGACACCGGACUUCUUAUGGUGGCCAUUGCCGAACCGCCUCACGCCACUACGCUUCCGUCCGCCAAGUUUAGCAUAUAUGCGAUCCUGUCCGGCGAUCCUGGUGUCGGCGCCUUCUCACCUGUCUUCUCCAUCGCGCUCUGGUCUCUCUCCCCCUUCCCCUCGAUCGUCGCUGUAUCGUUUCCGUUUGCCUUUGCCGCCUCACCCGCACAGGUCUUUGCGGUCCGGUUUGACCCGACGCGCGGCGCCUCGUCGCACCUCUAUGGCCUCUCGCUCCUCUACGACUCGUCAAACCUCGGGGGUACAGGCAUGAUUUCUGCACCGGUCGGCACUCCGCUGCCGCACACGCCGCUCGUGCUUGCAUCGCCGUGCCCGACCGUCCCUCACGACUACUGCGCUAUGGCUGCGCUUCCACAAGCUCUGCCAAUCACAUCCUUCUCCCAAACCACUCUCGCCGGCCUUCAUGCCCCGCUCUCGUCGUCGCUGUGGACGCUCGGCCUCAUCGACGACGACACCGAGACCGACUUGGCCAUCCUCAUAGACGGCGUCAUCCAUGUCUACCUUAACAACAUUGUCGCCGCCGCCGCGUCCUCCGACGAGCCGGCCUGGCGCCAUGUCACGGGUCCAUCGAUUACCGCGUACCGCUCCGGGGCCUUCUCGAUUGUCGGGCCAGUCUUAGCCGACGUCGACGCCGACGGUGACCUCGACCUUGUGCUCGCCGUCGUCACCGCUGCAGGUAGCGAGGUCUUUCAGCUCGCAUACUUUGCCAACAUCGGCAGUGGUCACUUUGCCAUCAUCGCGCCACUGGCCAUCACUACCGGCGUCUCGUUCAACGCCAUCGCUGACUCCUUGCUCAUGCCGCUCCCUUUGCUUCAUCCCAACGUUGCUUCUGGCUGCGCCAACUUGCCUCAACUCGAGCUUUGA
Messenger RNA from Thecamonas trahens ATCC 50062, 1425 nucleotides. RefSeq lists its product as uncharacterized. The record is from RefSeq and is a predicted model, not a curated record. The transcript has 2 exons. NCBI's taxonomy places the organism in Eukaryota, Apusomonadida, Apusomonadidae. The coding region runs from base 1 to 1425 and encodes 474 amino acids.